CUCAGGGGUGUGACUCAACACCAGCGGCUCAACUGAAACUCUGCCCAGAAACCUCUUAGUAUGUCAGUGAGCCAGACACAGCCCAGACCACCACAGUCAAACACACAGGGUGGAAGAGAAGGAGAGCAAGUCAGAGACAGAGAUUUCUUGGCAAGUGAUGAGAGCACAGUGACUACUUGUCAUUUUCUCACUCAUCUGGUGAUGUCAGCAGAACUCAAUCUACUAGACAGAAGCUUGACUGAGUUGAUGGAUACGGGUGCCAUUUUUCUUCAGUAAAACAACCCUGAGAAACUCCUGAGAAGAAGAGAAGACGGAUCUUUAUCACACUUUUGAAUAGACCGUUCAGAUAGGGGCAGAGUUUCAGCCCUGGUCUAAUCUUGUGCGUUGUGAUUCUCAUAGAAGAGAUAGUGAGAUUAUUCUUCACCAUGGCAGGCAGACUGCAUCUCCUGAUUCUGGCUCUUCACCUUGCCCUGCUGAUGGAACAUGUAUCAGGCUGUCCUAAAGGAUUCUCUAAAAAUGGGAAAAUUUGCAUUGAUGAGAAUGAGUGUAUUCCUCCUAGUGAUGACUAUAACAAUGGCCCUGAAACACCACAUAUCUGUGGUGAGACUGCAGCAUGCAUCAACACCAAUGGGAGCUUCUACUGUCAAUGUGGUCUUGGGUUCAGAUCAUCAUCACAGCGGAUGAACUUCACAGCUGACUCACCUGAAAAAUGUAUAGACAUCAACGAGUGUUUGGAGAAUAAGGACAUCUGUGGUAACAAUGCCGAGUGUAACAAUACAUUAGGGUCCUACUCCUGCUUCUGCAAUGAGGGGUUUGUCUCCAGUACUGGAGUGGAAAUAUUUAUAUUUGGCCAAGGAGUCACGUGUGAAGAUAGAAACGAGUGUGUGGACAACAUCACAAUUUGCGGGAAGCAUACACAGUGCAUCAACACAUCAGGCAACUACUCCUGUGUCUGCAAUCCAGGGUUUGGCCUGAAGUCUGACAAAGCUCAAUUCACAGGGAAUAGAGAAUCAUGUGAGGAAAUAACAGUUCAGAAAGCCACCACAGACCAGACUGCAACCACAGACAGUGAGGAUGCUCAAGGUGCUAAAGACUUGUGUAAAAUGAACAAGUUUAUCUGUGGAGGGAAUGGAACGUGCCAUAAUGCCACCAACAGUGGCCAUCGGUGUGCGUGUCAUUCAGGAUUCACCAACUACGGAGACCCGCAGGGGAGAUGUACUGAGUUGAACUGUGACACGUUUGCGAGCGAGAAACAUCUUAAGAUGGUCAUCCCAGGUCUGCAGGAUGCUGUAGCCCUGAUGAGGACCAGUUGUCUGGAGUUGAGUGAGAGUAAUACAGCAGAACAAGUCGAUGGAGAGGCCCUGCUAGAGACUCUGUUGUCUGCUAUAGACAGGCUCCUGUCUGGCGGGCCUCUGAAAAAUAACAAGGAAGUGAGUGUCUUGCUGGACCUGGUAGAGACUGCUCUGAGAAUUAUAGGACCUCUGCUGAAACACCCCGAGACCAGGAGGUUCAAAAUUCAUACCGAGGUGGAGCUGUUGGUGCAGAGAAAUGCCUCCUCACCCCAGGGGCCCCUCACCUUGUCCUCUACACACGCUCAGCUAGACAGCCACUGGGAGACUGCUGCUGGAGACACCUCCUACCCAGGAUUUGCAACGGUGUCCCUGCUCAGCUAUAAGGGUCUGGAGACAUCCACCAACCAUUCCUUCUCAGGGCUGCAGGCACAGGAGGGCCACAGCUUUCAGAUCAACUCAAAAGUGGUGACGGCCACCAUGAGUAACAAGGACACAUCCUUUCUCAAGGAGCCAGUCACAUUCACCUUCUCCCAUUUGAAGGAGUCAGAUGAAGGGAACUACACCUGUGUGUACUGGGAUGAGUUGGGAGAAGGGACCUGGUCUGAUCGAGGCUGUUUCCUGGUGCAGUCCAAUGCCACCCACACUGUGUGCUCCUGCUACCAUCUCAGCAGUUUUGCUGUUCUUAUGGCUCUCUAUGAGUUCAAGGACACAUUCCAGCUGCAGCUGAUCACCUGGGUGGGCCUGUCCCUGUCCCUGCUGUGUCUCUUCAUCUGCAUCCUCACCUUCUCCCUGAUCCGCUCCAUCCGGAGUACCCGCAAUACCAUCCACCUCCACCUCUGCCUCAGCCUCUUCAUCACCAACCUGAUCUUCCUCGUCGGCAUCUCACGCACCGAGAGCCAGGCUGGUUGUGCGGUGGUGGCUGGGCUGCUUCACUUCUUCUUCCUGUCAGCGUUCUGCUGGAUGUGUCUGGAGGGAGUGCAGCUCUUCAGGAUGGUGGUCCUGGUCUUCAACACCACCUUCAGGCCCCUCUACAUGAUGGCGGGGGGCUACGGCGUUCCUGCUGUCAUCGUCGCCAUCUCUGCCCUCGCCAACGCCAAAGGAUACGGAACCGAGCGACACUGCUGGCUCAACCUUGAGGAUGGAUUCAUCUGGAGCUUCUUUGGCCCUGUCUGUAUCAUCAUCAUGGUGAAUGUGUUUUUCUUCCUCAUCACAGUGUGGAAGUUGGCCCAGAAGUUCUCCAGCCUGAACCCUGACCUUGACAAACUCCGCAAAAUCAAGGCAUUCACCAUAACUGCAGUGGCUCAGCUGUGUGUGCUGGGCACCAUGUGGAUCUUUGGCUGUUUCCAGUUUGAGGAAAGCACGCUGGCCAUGUCGUACCUGUUCACCAUCCUCAACAGCCUGCAGGGGGUCCUAGUGUUCCUCAUGCACUGCCUGCUCUCUAAACAGGUGAGAGAGGAGUAUGGCAAGAUCCUGGACAGCAUCUGUGCACUGCAGAAGACGAAGUACUCCGAGUUUUCCUCCAACCAGUCAAGCAACAGCAAAUCACAGACAUCCAAGAGCGCACAGAACACGGGAGAGUCUCAGAUCUAGGGGGCUGGACGCUGGUUGCUGGACAUGACCCCAUGAUGCCUGACCUCGUGACCUCCUAGCAACACCUGGGAGUUUCAUAAAACCAUAAUCACCCUGGUUUAAUGACAGGCAUAAGUUAAUGCUUGCCUGGUCCGAGAUCUGUUUGUGCUGUCUUGCCAAAAGAGCACAAAAGGACCAGGAUAGAUUGAUGGGAUGGUUGAUGUCUGUUUUUUUUUUGUGACAACUUUAUUUCGCUUUAAGCAGUAUUGUGCACAUUUUUUAAAGAUUUUGUAAAUAUUACUGUACUUUUUCAUGGGCUGGCCUGGAUAUUAUUUUAAGCUAACUCCAAAGAGUAACGAUAAAAAAGUUAUUUAUUGGUUUACACUGGUUUUCCUAUUCACAGUUUCAUGUGUCUUUUUCCAACCUUGAAAUUCUUUGGAUUAUAUAAUGCUGAUGAGAAACCCCCCUCCUACUGUAAAAGAGUGGACUAGUCCUGCAUGGUUUGACCAGGGACAACUGGAUUAUUACAUUAUGCAUUAUCCAGGUACUUUCUCUGAUCGUAAAAUACAUAAACAGAUGAAAGCAACAAAAUAUCAAAAAUAGUCAUAAACUAUCAUGGUUUUAUUAAAACAAUUAUUCUUUAAAACAACAAGGUCGAGUUGUGAGAGUCAGAUUGAAAUCAUGUCAGAUUGAAAUGUAUAUUUUGUGUAUAUAGUUUUAUAAUUGUAUCUCAAUUUUAAAAGAGAUCAACCAAAAAAUGUACAAGAAUCAUGAUCAUGACUGUUAUUGUUUCUAGUAAGGUGUGCAUCCUGUCAAAUAAGGACAAAUGAAAAUCAUUGUAAAUAUUUUCUUAGUAAAGAUCAUUUGUAUGAUUGUUUUUUACUGGGAAAUGGCAUGCUUUUACCACUGUACUGUAACUUCUCUGAUUUAGACUUUAUUUGCCAUGCAAUAUUUUAAUUCAAUAAAAUAUUAAAAUAUGUUG
Messenger RNA from Oncorhynchus kisutch (coho salmon), 3843 nucleotides. RefSeq names its product CD97 antigen. Gene Ontology annotation, molecular function: calcium ion binding; G protein-coupled receptor activity. Lineage: Eukaryota; Metazoa; Chordata; Actinopteri; Salmoniformes; Salmonidae. Gene Ontology annotation, cellular component: plasma membrane. The coding region runs from base 426 to 2882 and encodes 818 amino acids. Gene Ontology annotation, biological process: cell surface receptor signaling pathway; adenylate cyclase-activating G protein-coupled receptor signaling pathway. The transcript is spliced from 19 exons. The record is from RefSeq and is a predicted model, not a curated record.